Messenger RNA from Helianthus annuus (common sunflower), 2043 nucleotides. RefSeq lists its product as uncharacterized. The coding region runs from base 1091 to 1804 and encodes 237 amino acids. The transcript has 10 exons. The record is from RefSeq and is a predicted model, not a curated record. Lineage: Eukaryota; Viridiplantae; Streptophyta; Magnoliopsida; Asterales; Asteraceae.
CCGCUCAUCCCCACUUCCCCAUACAUCUGUCUUGUCUUUUCAUUUCACAGUCUCUUCUUCCUUUUGAUCUCUCUCCCUCUCAAAACCAUCUGCAUCUCUCAUUUUUCUAUAAACAUGAACCCUAAAAGCACCAAAACAGAAACAAAGAUUAACCAAAACACUGAUAAAAUAGCAUGGACGGAAGAUGCGAUUAGGGUUUCACAUAUCUCAUUCUUAUCCGCCUCCGCCUCUCUCUCUCUCUCUCUCUCUCUCUCUCUCUCUCUCUUCCCCCUCACCCUCUCUCUAGCGACGAUUCAAAAACUGCAAGCGAUUGAUGAAGAUUUCACCAGAUCCAUUCUGAUUCUGCUAUCAUCGGCGGCUAUAGAUGGUGGUUGUCUGGUUAGGUUAGCCAUUUCGACUACUCGACAUCCCUAAGAACGAUGGAGAAGAGGUGCAGCUGAGACAAUAAUGUUAUAGUUUAUGGGAAUACGAACAAGUUAUGUUAACUAAGGUAUUUGGUGGUUGUCAUUCAUUCAUUGUGCAUGCUUACUAUGAAGGUAUGUAAUAUUAGAAAAAGGUAUGUAAUAUUAGAAGAAGGUAUGUAUGGAUAAUUAAUAUGUGUUCUUUUUUUUUUCUGUUUUUGGUUCCUUGACUUCCCUUCAUAUUAUUAGAGUCAAGAUCUUAAAUGAAAAAUUGGUUACAAUGGAAAAAGAUCUUAUUAAAUUUACUGAUCCACUUUAACGAGAUGCACAAUGCAUCCCAAACAUGACGCAUCCAGAUGCUCCAAUUGGAGGAGAAGAUAGUUCAAUAAUUAGUAAAACAGUAUCUGAGUUUAGAGCUAAUGUUGGUUUUUUGAUUUUGCAGGAGUAUAAUAAGACUAAACAUCCACAACUUUUGUAUAAAGCUAAGUUGUACAAUCUUCUUCAGGUGGUAUACCUUCCAUAAAAUGGUCCGGUGUAGAUGCAGAGGAUAAUGUUUUAAUUAUUGAUUUGCUAGGACCGAGUCUUGAGGAUCUGUUUGUGUAUUGUGGGAGGAACUUUCAAUUGAAAACAGUCUUGAUGUUGGCUGAUUAAAUGGUAAGUUGUGUAUUAAAUGGUAAGUUGCUGAUUAAAUGGCCAGGCAUCAAGAGGAAAAGAAGAAAGAGGAAGAAGCAAAAGCGAUAGCAUUGGAAGCCGAAAAAGCUGCAAAAGAAGCACCUGAAAUGGCGGCUACGGAAAGUCAAAGAAACGCUGCUGAGGCUUUGACUGCUUCACAAGGAGCGGUUUCUACGGAAUCCGGUUCUGGUAGACUCAAUAAAGCACCCGAAGGAAAUGUCCUCAAGGGUGCUGAGAGUGCUUUAAAAAUGGAAGAAAGUAGGCUGCAAAUAUAUAAAGAAGUGGUUGGAAAAGGUUUUGCUUCGGAAAUGGAUUCUAAUCGACUUUGGCAACACGUUUUGGGUUUUCAUAUGCCCAUAAGCGAGUGCAGCCACAACACCGUAGCCAGCGCAACCUCAGCGAACGCAGCCGCAAUGAGGAAUUAUACUAUUUUCCAAGGUGCUGAGUCAAAGAAUGGUCAUUUGAAGAAGUUGGAGAAUGCUAAAGAGAGGCUGCAUCUUUCCAGGCAUUUUUGUUGGACUUUGAAAGACUUUGUGUCGCCUUUGCUGGUUGCUCUGGAGUUCUUCAUGUUGCCUCCCCUGGUCCUGAUAGCGUCAUUGACCUUGAUAAAAGAUUCAGAACGGCUUGUUCUGCUAAAGGAAAUUGGUGGUAUUCGAGUUCAUGAAGAGCGCCAUCGCGAAAGCUUGAAAAUCAUGCAAGAAACUGAAUAUAAGGAAAUCACUUCAUUUUGAGUUCUAUCCGAUUCAGCGAUGCCGUUCCGUUCCUAUGGAGAUUCUUUGCUCAAGUUCUUGAUGUUUUAGAUAUAGUGGUAUGAUUUAUUGUUCGAACCAUUUAAUAUUUCUCAACUAUGGGAAUGUUUUGAUUGUUUAUACGGUUCGAACCGUUUGUAGCCGAAAGUUAUUGAUCCGGACUCUUGACAAUCAUUAUGAACUUGAAAAGGUGGGUUUAUGUCUACUUAUGAUUUUGCUUA